This is a messenger RNA of Rubroshorea leprosula, 2152 nucleotides long. NCBI's taxonomy places the organism in Eukaryota, Viridiplantae, Streptophyta, Magnoliopsida, Malvales, Dipterocarpaceae. The record is from the annotation of a GenBank genome assembly.
GUGUUGAAUUUAAAGUCUUCUAAUGUCGAAAUAGACAAUCAGGUUGUUGAGCUAAUGGUUAGAAUUCUUGGGAGAGAAUCACAGCAUUCGAUUGCAUCCAAACUGCUCGAUGUAAUUCCGCUUAAGGAUUAUUCUCUUGAUGUUCGAGCAUAUACUACCAUUCUUCAUGUGUAUUCUCGUACUGGCAAGCACAAAAGAGCAAUCUCUGUGUUUGAGAGAAUGAAGGAGACAGGGUUGUCUCCUACUUUAGUCACUUAUAAUGUCAUGCUUGAUGUUUAUGGGAAGAUGGGUCGCUCUUGGGAUAAAAUUUUAGGCCUACUGGAUGAAAUGAGAAGCAAUGGACUCAAAUUUGAUGAAUUUACUUGCAGGAUUUAUUUAGAGGCCUUGAGCAUUUUGAAAGAGAUGGAGGAUAAUAACUGUCCUACCGACUCUGUAAGGUAUAAUGAGCUUGUGGCCGCUUAUGUGAGAGUUGGGUUUUACAAGGAAGGAGCAGCCUUGAUUGGGACAAUGAUGCACAAAGGAGUGAUGCCGAAUGCUGUUACGUAUACAACUGUGAUCAAUGCCUAUGGGAAAGCAGGAGAGGAGGAACAGGCUUUGAAAUUGUUUGACAAGAUGAAAGAGUCAAGAUGUGUCCCUAACGUGUGCACUUACAAUGCUGUGCUUGGGAUGUUAGGGAAAAAGUCACGAUCAGAGGAGAUGAUAAAGAUACUUUGUGACAUGAAAUCAAGUGGAUGUUCCCCUAACCGCAUUACAUGGAACACAAUGCUUGCCAUGUGUGGUAACACGGGAAUGCACCAAUAUAUUAAUGCUACAAAAAUGUAUGAGGAGAUGAUUGAAGUAGGUUUCGUGCCAUGUGCCACAACUUACAAUGCGCUUCUAAAUGCUUUGGCUAGACGUGGUGACUGGAAAGUAGCAGAAUCUGUUAUUCUAGACAUGAAAAAUAAAGGCUUCAGACCUAAUGAAACCUCGCACUCUUUGAUGCUUCAGUGUUAUGCAAAGGGAGGAAAUGUACUUUUAAGAACCCUUGUUCGUGCAAACUUCAAAUGUGGAGCACUGGUGGGUAUGGAGAGGGCAUUUCAGGAAUUGCUUAAGAGGGGUUAUAAACCUGAUUUGGUUUUGUUCAAUUCAAUGCUUUCCAUUUUUGCCAAAAACAGCAUCUUGAUGGACAUGUAUGCCAGAGUGGGAGAAUGUUGGAAAGCUGAGGAAAUUCUCAAAGGGCUACAGACAUCUGGUGGAAAUCCAGACCUUGUGUCUUACAAUACUGUCAUUAAAGGAUUUUGCAGGCAAAGGCAUAUGCAGGAGGCCUUAAGAAUUCUAUCUGAAAUGACAACCAGAGGGAUCCGACCAUGUAUUUUUACUUACAAUACUUUUCUGGCAGGCUAUGCAGCACAGGGGAUGUUCAAAGAAAUAGAUGAAGUGAUCAGCUACAUGAUUCAGCAAAACUGCAAACCAAAUGAUCUUACGUACAAGAUUGUGGUGGAUGGUUAUUGUAAAGCAAGAAACUACAAAGAAGCCAUGGACUUUGUAAAGCAAGAAACUACAAAGAAGCCAUGGACUUUCUUUCAAAGAUCAAGGAGAUGGAUAGCUUUUUUGAUGACCAGUCGAUACAAAGACUUGCUAUCCGCAUAAGAGAGAAACUAGAGUCAUGAAUUCUAAAGAUUCCUAUCAUUUUCCUUGCUUCUUGAAGAAAAUACCUGGGUCAAUCUUGGUGGAAUAUUUGACCAACUGACUGGCUUGUUCAUAUUUUCUCCUCAAUCAAGUUACCAAUAGCCAGUUAUGUAUUUUAUUUGACUACAUUGGAUUCUCUACUAGAUUCAGAACUAAACAGAUCAAGAGUUUCAGCCAUUUGAAUCUUUAACAUUCAGAUAUCUUCAGAAGGAAACCAAAGACAGGCAUCCAUGGUCAUUGGUAACUCUGCAGUUCACUUGCUGCUGCUGCUUGCCAUUCUUCCUCCUAUGCACCAGCCCUUAGCUCGACUGAGACUGAGAUUGUUAGAAGCUUCAACCUUCUGAUCACUUUGUCAAGUUUGGUUGAAAUUUCAUGCCUCGUUGUCCUGUAGCAAAUAUUCUUUUACCAUUUUUUGCCACUGAAUUUGUAAAUCUGUUUAAUUCCUUGUACCUUCCUUUGAGUUGAACAAAAUUAAAGCUACAAA